AAGGAUAUAAGCUGCUGCUGCAGUGCUGAUUGCCAAAUGUUUGAAGAAAUGGCUCCACUUCGGUCCUCAGGAUAUAUUGAUCCUGGAUGGGAGCAUGGCAUUGCUCAAGAUGAAAGAAAGAAGAAGGUCAAAUGCAACUACUGUGGGAAAAUAGUCAGCGGUGGAAUAUUCAGGUUGAAGCAACAUUUAGCUAGAAUUUCUGGUGAAGUUACUCACUGUGUUAAGGUUCCUGAGGAAGUAUGCUUCAAUAUGAGAAAAAACCUGGAAGGAUGCCGUUCAGGUCGAAAACGAAGGCAAACUGAAUAUGAACAGGCAUCUUUAGCUUUCCACUCUAAUGAAUAUGAUGACAUGGAAGAAGCUUCUUGUAGUUACAAACAAAAAGGCAAAAGGGUGGUGGGUGACAAGAACUUGGUUAUAAGGUUUGCUUCUCUUCGAUCCUUAGGAUAUGUGGACCCGGGCUGGGAACACUGUGUUGCUCAAGAUGAAAAGAAGAAAAGGGUGAAGUGCAACUACUGUGAAAAAAUUAUUAGUGGAGGCAUAAACCGAUUUAAACAACAUCUGGCUAGGAUCCCUGGGGAAGUUGCCUACUGUGACAAGGCACCUGAGGAAGUGUACCUUAGAAUCAAGGAGAACAUGAAAUGGCACCGUACUGGAAGAAGGAAUCGGAAACUUGAAUCUAAAGACAUAUCCACUUUCUAUACCAACUCAGACAAUGAGGAGGAAGAGGAGGAACAUGAGGGAGGGUUGUUGCAAUAUUCAAGUAAAGAUUUGCUGGUCAUUGAUGAUAAAUUUUCUGACAAUGACAUCAGAAAUAACAUCAAGGGGAGGUCCCCUGGUAGCAGCAGCAAUGGUGCUGAACCACCAAUGAAAAGAUCAAGAUUGGAUUCAGUGUUUUUGAAGUCUCUUAAAAGCCAAACAUCAUCACACUACAGGCAAACAAAAGCAAAGAUGGGUUUUGAGAAGAAAGCUCGAAAGGAAGUGAUCUCUGCUAUCUGCAAAUUCUUUUAUCAUGCAGGAUUGCCUUCAAAUGCAGCAAAUUCCCCAUAUUUCCACAAAAUGCUGGAGUUGGUUGGCCAGUAUGGGCCAGGUCUGCAAGGUCCUUCCAGCCGACUGAUAUCUGGUCGAUUUCUUCAGGAUGAGAUCACUACCAUUAAAGAGUAUCAAGAAGAAUUUAAGGCAUCUUGGAUGAUUACUGGUUGUUCUAUUGUGGCUGAUAGUUGGAAUGAUCUCCAGGGUAGGACAUCAAUAAACCUUUUGGUCUGUUGUCCCCGAGGUGUAUAUUUUGUUUCUUCUGUUGAUGCCACUGAUAUAAUAGAAGAUGCCGCCAGCCUUUUCAAGUUGUUGGACAAGGUGGUGGAAGAGAUUGGUGAGGAAAAUGUUGUUCAGGUAAUCACUAAGAACACUGCCAGUUUUAAGGCCGCUGGGAAGAUGCUAGAAGAGAAAAGGAGAAAUUUAUUUUGGACACCAUGUGCUAUCCAUUGCAUUGAUCAAAUGGUAGAGGAUUUUUUGAAUAUAAAAUGGGUAGGAGAGUGCGUAGAUAAAGCUAAAAGAGUUACAAGGUUCAUUUACAACAAUACUUGGUUGUUGAAUUAUAUGAAGAAAGAGUUCACAAAGGGACAGGAACUUCUCAGGCCAGCUGUUACUAAAUAUGGCACUACAUUCUUCACUUUACAAAGUAUUUUGGACCAAAGGGUGGGUCUUAAGAGAAUGUUCCAAUCAAAUAAAUGGAUAUCCUCUCGAUUUACCAAAUCAGAUGAUGGUAGAGAAGUCGAAAAAAUUGUCUUAAAUUCCACAUUCUGGAAGAAGAUACAGUAUGUGAUAAAAUCUUUAGAACCAGUUGCACUUGUUCUUCAGAAGAUAGAUAGUGAUGAAACCCAAUCAAUAGCACAUAUAUAUAAUGACAUGUGUAGAGCUAAACAUGCAAUUAAAGCUAUUCAUGGGGAUGAUGCACGAAAAUAUGGACCUUUCUGGAGUGUGAUAGAAAACCAAUGGAGCUCCUUGUUUCACCACCCUCUUUAUGUGGCUGCUUACUUUCUUAAUCCAUCUUACCGCUAUCGUCCUGAUUUCCUAUUGAAUCCUGAGGUUAUUCGUGGUCUAAAUGAAUGCAUUGUUCGAUUAGAAGCUGACACCGGGAAAAGAGUUUCUGCAUCCAUGCAGAUACCUGAUUUUGUGUCUGCCAAAGCGGAUUUUGGAACUGAUUUGGCUAUAAGUACUAGAAUGGAGCUCAAUCCAGCUGCAUGGUGGCAGCAACAUGGGAUAAAUUGCUUGGAGCUUCAACGAAUUGCCAUUCGCAUGCUAAGCCAGACAUGCUCAUCUCUUGUAUGUGAACACACGUGGAGUAUAUAUGAUCAAGUUCACAGUAAAAGGCAUAGUAGUGUGUCUAGGAAGAGAUGGAAUGAGCUUACCUAUGUCCAUUACAAUUUGCGACUAAGAGAACGACAACAAGGAAGAAAGCCUGGUGAUGUGAUCUCAUUUGACAAUUUAAUUACAGAAAACAUACUGGAUGACUGGCUUGUGGAGUCAGACAAACAACCCAUGCAAGAAGACGAGGAGAUCCUUUAUAAUGAGAUGGAACAAUUUGAUGGAGACGUAAUGGAUGAGAAUGACCAUCAAGAAAAGAGACCUGCAGAUAUGGUGACAUUGGCAGGGGGGGUACUUGAGCCUUUGGAUGUUAUUCCUACUGCCGGAGGAGUUACCACAGAAGAUGACGGUCUUGAUUUUCUUGAUGAUGAUUUGACAGAUUAGUUAAUAUGUGCAAAAGGAGAAGGUUCAGCUUCAGCUACCUAUGCUCGAGUUGUGAAGACUGGAGUGCCAAGAGCACAUGGUGGAAGAAGUAAUCGUGCUCUGAUUCAGAUCCCUUUUUUUUUACUCAGGGAACAGCUGGACUGGGGAGGUUAAAUGCCACCUCGUGAUUACCAGUGUCAACCCAAAGGAUUGCCAAUUUUCUAGCCAGAAGCUUUAUGUCUGGAGUAUGUGGUCACAUCAAUCUUUGAUUGUUUUGCUUCUCAGGGCUCACAAAAAGCAGAGCGAGGUCCCAUGCAUGGCCAAGUCUAGAAUUCCAGGAAGUAGUGUAUCAUUGAUCAUUUGACCAGUAACACAAAUUAAAGGAGGAGAAACCGAAACGAAGCUCAACUCGGAUAAAGGAACAAUAAAAAGUAUCCUUGAACACGGAUUCCCAAUGCUCCAUAGGAUUAUGAUUUAUGAUUACAAAUAAUUCCAGGUAAAAAGACCGUUUUCAGCGACGUGCUCGCUGAAGUGUAUAUUUACGAAGUACUGUUCAAGAUGAACCGACUCAGUGCUCACCAAGAUCAGCAAGCCUUGUUCGAAUAGUCUCUAUUACAAAGAUACUCAAGCGUUAAUUUCGAUAUAAAUGUGACGAAGUUCCUUCAAAUACAUGUUGAUGUACAAGACAUUGUUUUCUGCUAAGCUAUGGUAAAUCUAUUUAUAUA
Messenger RNA from Populus nigra (black poplar), 3449 nucleotides. RefSeq lists its product as uncharacterized. Bases 37 to 2745 code for a protein of 902 amino acids. Gene Ontology annotation, molecular function: protein dimerization activity; DNA binding. Lineage: Eukaryota; Viridiplantae; Streptophyta; Magnoliopsida; Malpighiales; Salicaceae. The transcript has 8 exons. The record is from RefSeq and is a predicted model, not a curated record.